This is a messenger RNA of Sphaeramia orbicularis (orbiculate cardinalfish), 3992 nucleotides long. Its product is annotated as zinc finger protein 239-like. Lineage: Eukaryota; Metazoa; Chordata; Actinopteri; Kurtiformes; Apogonidae. Gene Ontology annotation, biological process: regulation of transcription by RNA polymerase II. The record is from RefSeq and is a predicted model, not a curated record. The transcript is spliced from 4 exons. Bases 46 to 1743 code for a protein of 565 amino acids. Gene Ontology annotation, molecular function: RNA polymerase II cis-regulatory region sequence-specific DNA binding; DNA-binding transcription factor activity, RNA polymerase II-specific. Gene Ontology annotation, cellular component: PcG protein complex; chromatin; transcription regulator complex.
CGCAUCCACAGUGGAGAAAAACCAUAUGACUGUGACCAGUGUGGGAUGACUUUCACCAGAUUGAAUCACGUUGCGAGACACCUAUGCAUCCACAGCGGAAAAAGACCAUAUUACUGUGACCAGUGUGGGAAGACUUUCACCCAAAUGUCUACCCUUAAAACACACUUACUCAUCCACAGCGGAGAGAGACCAUAUGAUUGUGAACAGUGUGGGAAGACUUUCAACCGCAUACGCAGUCUUAAGAUGCACCUUCAAAUCCACAAAGGUGAAAGACCAUAUGGCUGUGACCAGUGUGACAAGGCUUACAUCACAUUACAUGACCUUCGAAGACAUAGAGCCAUCCACUCUGGAGAAAGACCAUAUCACUGUGGCCAGUGUGGGAAGACUUUCACCUUACUGCGUAUCCUUAAAUCACACCUACGCAUCCACACCGGAGAAAGACCAUAUGAGUGUGAACGGUGUGGGAAGGCUUUCAACUGGAUACACAGUCUUAAGAUACACCUACGCAUCCACAACGGUGAAAGACCAUAUGAGUGUGACCAGUGUGGGAAGACUUUCAUCACAAUGAAUCACCUCAAGAGACACCUACGCAUCCACAAUGGUGAAAGACCAUAUGAGUGUGACCAUUGUGGGAAGACUUUCACUCAAAUGAAUAGCCUUAAGAUACACCUACGCGUCCACAGUGGAGAAAGACCAUAUGACUGUGACCAGUGUGGGAAGACUUUCACCGACAUGAGUAACCUUAAGAGACACCUACGCGUCCACAGUGGAGAAAGACCAUAUGACUGUGACCAGUGUGGGAAGACUUUCACCCGAAUAAGUUCCCUUCAGGCACACCAACGUGUCCACAGUGGAGAAAGACCAUAUGACUGUGACCAGUGUGGGAAGACUUUCACCCGAAUAAGUCACCUUCAUGCACACCAACGCGUCCACAGAGGAGAAAGGCCAUAUGGCUGUGACCAGUGUGGGAAGACUUUCACCCAAAUAAGUUCCCUUCAGGCACACCAACGCGUUCACAGUGGAGAAAGACCAUAUUACUGUGACCAGUGUGGGAAGACUUUCACAGACAUGAGUAACCUUAAGAGACACCUACGCGUCCACAGUGGAGAAAGACCAUAUGCCUGUGACCAGUGUGGGAAGACUUUCACCCAAAUAAGUAACCUUCAUGCACACCAACACGUCCACAGUGGAGAAAGACCAUAUGACUGUGACCAGUGUGGGAAGACUUUCACCAACAUGAGUCGCCUUCAUGCACACCAACGCAGCCACAAUGGAGAAAGACCAUAUGACUGUGACCAGUGCGGGAAGACUUUCACCGACAUGAGUAAUCUUAAGAGACACCUACGCGUCCACCGUGGAGAAAGACCAUAUGCCUGUGACCAGUGUGGGAAGACUUUCACCCAAAUAAGUAACCUUCAUGCACACCAACGCGUCCACAGUGGAGAAAGACCAUAUGACUGUGACCAGUGUGGGAAGACUUUCACCAACAUGAGUCGCCUUCAUGCACACCAACGCAGCCACAAUGGAGAAAGACCAUAUGACUGUGACCAGUGUGGGAAGACUUUCACCCAAAUGAGUGACCUUAAGAGACACCUACACAUCCACAGAGGAGAAAGAUCAUACAACUGUGACCAGUGUGGGAAGACUUUCACCCAAAUAAUCACCUUAAGACACACCUGCACAUCCACAGAGGAGAAAGACCAUAUUGUUGUGGCCAGUGUUGGAAGACUUUCAUCACAAUGAAUCACCUUAAGAGACACCUACGCAUCCACAGAGGAGAAAAAACUAUAUGACUGUGACCAGUGUGGGAAGACUUUUACCCAACUGUCUGCCCUUCAGACACACCAACGCGUCCAUAGUGGAGAAAGACAAUAAAACUGUUACCAGUGUGGGAAGUCUUUCAGUCUUGUCUGUACUAUUUUCUCACCUUCAUGUUCACCACAAGAAGUUGAUGUACCCAUGUGAUAUGCACAACAAUACUCUGGUCAUCCAACUUUGUGUCACCAACAACUGUCACCGAUGGACCCAUACUGGAGAGAAACCUUACCAGUGCAGAUUUUAUGACAGAUCUUUUAUCACAGGUUAACAAUGUACCAAACGUAAAUGUGUCAAAAAUUUUAACGAAGGACAAAAACUGAGCAAUUGUACAAAACGUAUGGCUCUAGAAGCUAGUAGAAACAAUCAGUGUCAUAACACACCAAAACAGUUUGAGUGUUACAGAUGUGAAAAAAGAUUCUGGUCAUCCUCUGCUUCUCCUAUCAUCAGCACAGAUAUGAAUCAUCAAUGUCUGGACCAAAAAGUACCUCAGCAUCAGAUGACAAGAAGAAACACAGUGUCUGAACCAGCAGCACUGACUUCUUUGGACUUCUAUUGACUUUGUGGAUGUUUAAUCACUCACUUGUUGUGAUUCUGUUGCUGGUUGGGGUUCACAUCUUUUCAUUGUUCACUAAUGAAAACAGCUACUCCUGUAACAAUUUUCCACAGUUGUUGUACAUUUUAACUUCAUCCACCAAAAUGUUCAACACUUUUUUUUUAACCACCAACUGUGCAUGUGUGAAUUAAUUGUUUCAAAACCUGAAGUGGAAGAUGAUUUUAAUUUUAAUGCAGGUAAUGAAAUUAAAUUGUGAGUAAAUUGUAUGAAUAUCUGCAGUAAUACACAAGGAGAAGCAUCGUGAAAAUAAAACUCAAACUUUAAUUUUAAUUAAUAAAAAGUAGAUCUAUUUUCCUAAGAAUUACACAGUUUAUAGUGUACCUGGUUACCUCUGACAAUAGCUGUGCAGUAAGAUCAAAAAUGUUUUCGCAAUACGCAGUUUCAUAUCCUUAGGAAACAUAAUUGUUAGGGUUCAUGUCAAUUUUUUUUCCAAUUUAAAGAUAGGUUUUGGUUCUGAAAGACUUAAAAAGAAAAAAAACAGUAAAUAACAAGGAUGGAUGCAUCAUUAUCAGAAAACACACCAGAUCCUCUCAACCCAUUAUUUGGUAACAUUUUGGAUGUUUAUAAAAUGUCAGUGGUUGAUUUUCAUCUGUUUUGUUUACAUUUACAAUUGAAUUUAUAGUCAUUCAUAGAUAAUGUUAUUUAAUGCUUGAAAAUAGUCAAAUUAUGCUCUUUUUGUCUAUGAAAUUACCUUUUUUUUUGUCUCCAUGGCACAUAAGAGAUAAUACAUAAAAAUUAGAAAGAAUAAUAAAAAAUCACAUCGGUAUUGUCACAAUGGUUAUUUGUCAGCCCAUACUUUUGCAGUUGCUGUGGUCUUGGAUUUUGUGAUUUACUGCUAAUUUUGUUCAUUGUUAUACAUCAAGAAAAUUGGUGUUAAUUUUGUUAACCAAAUUACAUAUGAUUUAGAUUAAUAAAUUGCGUUCACUCAGGUCUUGUAUAAAAAGAUGGGAACACUUAAACAACUGUGAACAAAAUAAACUCUAAGGCCUAAAGAGAAAGUCAUGAUAGUCAUGAUAAAUAAAUAUAAAAAUACAUAAAAUAUAAAACUAUAUCAUGAUAACAAUGAUGAUGUUUUUGUCGUCCAGAUUGUACUCAGUUGAAUUUAUAGUUAAUGUUUUGGAUUUUUCUUUGUAUUAACCUACUUAUUUAACAGUAUAAAUUACUCAAAAAUAGACUAUAACUGACUGUACAUGUACGAGGAAACUACGUAAUAAUUAGGCGACUGUAAAAUGAAGUGUUACCCACAUGUUGGAGUUAAAAACUGUGGGAGUAAAUGACUGAAUUUUCAACUGUUUUUCUGAACCCUGGGAUAAAUCAAGUUGUCAUCUAGGUUGGAUAGUGGACUCUAACAUCCAGCUCUGGUUCUGUUUGUCUUUGGUUCACACACCCUUUAACUCCUGACGUAUCAGUGGUGAACGUUCUGAAUGUAUGAUAUAUUUUAAUUAUUCAUAAAAAUGUAACUGUUUGCUCCAUAACUAAAAUUUCUAAAUAUGCUCUGGUAAAUGUUCAUUCUGUCUUCAAAGUAUAAAUGUGAAAAUAAUUCAUUUAACAAACGAGCAAG